AUGAGUGCAGAACAAGACCCCCUACUGAGUGCCAUUGAGGGAAACGCUGGUGAAGGUGGAAAUCAAGAAAACAGUGCCAACAAUGCGAACAACGAUAAUGCCAGCACAGAUCCACAGCAACAGGCGCUGGAUAUAGCGCAGGAAGCACGCCAGCGCGCUUUGUCCAGUUUCCGUAAGAAAAUCGCAGAACACAGACGCUACGAGGAUCAAUUGAAGAGCAAACGUCAGGGGAUCCGCGAUAUGGAGAAGGAAUACGAGCGCACCGAAGCAGACAUUAGGGCGCUACAAAGUAUCGGCCAACUGGUCGGUGAAGUGAUGAAAGAACUCUCGGAGGAAAAAUACAUUGUCAAAGCUUCUUCAGGACCCCGUUAUAUCGUUGGUGUGCGUAACAGUGUGGACCGUCAAAAACUGAAAAAGGGUGUGCGUGUGACCCUGGACAUCACAACUCUCACAAUUAUGCGGGUUUUGCCUCGUGAGACAGACCCGCUCGUGUACAAUAUGACCUCUUUCGAGCCAGGCGAAAUCACAUUCGAAGGUAUCGGUGGUUUGACAGAACAAAUUCGCGAACUUCGUGAGGUUAUAGAAUUGCCUUUGAAAAACCCAGAGAUCUUCCAAAGGGUGGGCAUCAAAUCUCCAAAGGGUGUUUUGCUGUAUGGGCCACCUGGUACUGGUAAGACCUUGCUAGCAAAAGCAGUUGCAGCCACUAUUGGUGCCAAUUUCAUCUUCUCACCUGCGUCAGGAAUCGUUGACAAGUAUAUCGGUGAAUCGGCACGUAUCAUCCGUGAAAUGUUCGCAUAUGCCAAGGAACACGAACCCUGUAUCAUUUUCAUGGACGAGAUCGAUGCUAUUGGUGGACGUAGAUUCAGCGAGGGUACCUCAGCGGACCGUGAGAUCCAGCGUACGCUUAUGGAAUUGCUCACUCAGAUGGAUGGGUUUGACAAUUUGGGACAGACAAAAGUUAUCAUGGCCACCAACAGACCGGACACACUCGACCCUGCUCUACUGAGACCCGGGAGAUUGGAUCGUAAAAUCGAGAUCAAUUUACCUAAUGAGGCCGGAAGACUCGAGAUUUUCAAGAUUCAUAGUGCUCCUGUCAAAAAGGCAGGCGAGUUCGAUUUUGAAGCUGCAGUGAAGAUGAGCGAUGGUUUCAACGGUGCUGAUAUCCGUAACUGUAUCACAGAGGCCGGAUUUUUUGCCAUUCGCGAUGACCGUGAGUACAUUAUUCAAGACGACUUGAUGAAAGCGGUGAGAAAGGUUGCUGAAGUUAAGAAGCUUGAAGGCAAGAUCGAAUAUCAAAAGCUAUAA
This is a messenger RNA of Lachancea sp. 'fantastica', 1305 nucleotides long. The record is from the annotation of a GenBank genome assembly. Lineage: Eukaryota; Fungi; Ascomycota; Saccharomycetes; Saccharomycetales; Saccharomycetaceae.